AUGAACAAACAGCCCUUCCUUCCAGCACGACCUACCAGUAGUCUAGCAUUCUUGGCGUUCGCAUUCUGGAUUGUGGGAUUCCAUGCCAGUUGUCUAGAAGCUUUUGCACCAAAUGUUGUGGGUGCUACCAGACAACAUUCCCGCCAUCUUCCUCUUUCCAUGGCCACGGAAGAAAAACAACAAGAAACGAAGAAACAAGUCGCGCCACAGUACGAAAAGAUCAUGGCUCGUCUGUCCAAGGCUGAAUCAGUGGCCAAGGGAACCGUGCUCUUGCACAUUGAAGCGGAAGGCGACGAUGAAUGGGACUACGAACCAGGGCACGUCUUGGCGUUGGAAAUCCAGGGAGAUCCAAAAGACAAGAGUACACAUACCUAUGAGGACACCCAAAAGAACAAUGGUUGGAUGCGAGGACCCUAUACUGUCUCGUCUUCCAAAUCAUCCAAGGAACUUCAAGUUUUACUAAAAUUGGUGGGCGAAAAGUCACAAGCCUUUGCCGAUGCACCCAAGGGAACUCCCAUCAAAGUGGGUGGCAAAUUCAAGGUUCCCAUUGUCGAAGGGAUUGAUGUGGAUACUACCUCUCAAGUCGUGCUGUUAUCGACCGGUGUCGGCGUGGGCCCCUGUGUCGGUGCCAUGGAACAAGUAGUUCAGAACAAGUUGGCCUGCAACGAACCAUUCCCACCCAUUCAUUUGGUGGCUAGCUUUCGCACCGAGGAUGAAAUUGCCUUGGCCGACAAGUUGAAUCAAUGGCAGAAGGAAUAUCCAAACCAAAUCUCGUGGACUCCUGUCACGACGAAUAGUAGUGAUGACAAUGACAAUGGUGGUCGAAUCUCCUCCAGUGUCGAACGCCUUCAAGAGUGUCUAACGGCCAGCAAUACCAUCGAUUCGUUGUUGGAUUUGCAAAGUACUCACUUUCACUUGAUUGGUAAUGGUGGAUUGGUCUACGAAUUCCAAAAGGGAUUGGAACAGGCGGGAAUUCCCAACGAAAAGGUGACUUUGGAAGUUUAUUUUGGUCAUCAAACCAAACCAAAAGAGGAGACGGUGGACAUUAUUGCCAAGGCCAUUCAAGGAUUGUCUCGUAGCAGCAGUGGUGGCGCCAAGAAGGAGAAAGAAAUGUCAUCUGCUUCGAGCCAAUAA
Cylindrotheca closterium is the source of this 1134-nucleotide messenger RNA. The record is from the annotation of a GenBank genome assembly. NCBI's taxonomy places the organism in Eukaryota, Bacillariophyta, Bacillariophyceae, Bacillariales, Bacillariaceae.